Cavia porcellus (domestic guinea pig) is the source of this 7786-nucleotide messenger RNA. It is a transcript of the gene Tmod2, whose product is annotated as tropomodulin 2. Gene Ontology annotation, cellular component: striated muscle thin filament; cytoskeleton; myofibril. Bases 210 to 1265 code for a protein of 351 amino acids. Gene Ontology annotation, biological process: pointed-end actin filament capping; myofibril assembly; actin filament organization. NCBI's taxonomy places the organism in Eukaryota, Metazoa, Chordata, Mammalia, Rodentia, Caviidae. Gene Ontology annotation, molecular function: tropomyosin binding. The transcript is spliced from 10 exons. The record is from RefSeq and is a predicted model, not a curated record.
UGCCGCCCCCCCUCCGUGAGCCGCAGCGCCCGCCGCGCCCCGCCCCUGCCCGCGCUGCUGCUGUUGAGGGACGCGCGGAUCGCGGGACCGAGGAACGAAGGACGAGGGACGGACGGACGGACACGCGCCCGGGUCCGGGCAUGGGCGUGCGCGCGGGGCCGCUCUGAGCUCAGGAAGCUGGCGCCCGGUGACUGGGACACGAGGCAGCCAUGGCCCUCCCCUUCCAGAAGGAGCUGGAGAAAUACAAGAAUCUCGAUGAGGAUGAGCUCCUUGGCAAGCUGUCUGCAGAGGAGCUGCAGCAGCUGGAAAAUGUGCUCGAUGACCUAGAUCCCCAGAGUGCCACACUGCCUGCCGGGCUCCGGCAGAAAGACCAGACGCAGAAGGCGGCCACUGGCCCGUUCGACCGCGAGCACCUCCUCAUGUACCUGGAGAAGGAGGCCCUGGAGCAGAAGGACAGGGAGGACUUCGUGCCCUUCACUGGAGAAAAGAAAGGGAGAGUCUUUAUCCCCAAAGAAAAGCCUGUGGAACCUCGGCAAGAAGAAAAGGUGACCCUGGACCCAGAGCUGGAGGAAGCCUUGGCCGGCGCCUCGGACACAGAGCUCUACGAUCUGGCAGCCGUCCUCGGAGUCCACAAUUUGCUCAACAACCCCAAGUUUGAUGAAGAAACGGCCAACGGCAAAGGCGGCAAGGGUCCCGUGAGGAACGUGGUGAAAGGUGAGAAGGUCAAGCCAUUAUUUGAGGAACCGCCCAACCCCACCAACGUGGAAGUCAGCCUGCAGCAGAUGAAGGCCAACGACCCCAGCCUGCAGGAAGUGAACCUCAACAACAUCAAGAACAUCCCCAUUCCGACACUGAAGGACUUCGCCAAAGCCCUGGAGACCAACACACACGUGAAGAAGUUCAGCCUGGCCGCCACCCGCAGCAACGACCCCGUGGCCAUAGCUUUUGCAGAUAUGCUGAAAGUGAACAGGACCUUGAAAAGCCUGAACAUAGAAUCCAACUUCAUCACUGGCUCGGGCAUCCUGGCUCUGGUGGAGGCAUUGAGGGAAAACGACAGCCUGACAGAGAUCAAGAUUGACAACCAGCGGCAGCAGCUGGGAACAGCCGUGGAGAUGGAGAUCGCGCAGAUGCUGGAGGAAAACUCGAGGAUCCUCAAGUUUGGAUACCAGUUCACCAAGCAGGGGCCGCGCACUAGGGUGGCAGCUGCCAUCACGAAGAACAACGACCUGGUUCGUAAGAAGAGGGUUGAAGGAGAUCGAAGGUGAAUGUCCACUGGAAGCAGAGAAAUUUCUCUACAGAGCCGUUGGAAAUGGAUACCAACUCCUCUCCAACGAGGGACCAUUUUAUCAGAGGCUGUUCAUUUCCGUUAACCGUACAACUAAUGAUUUAAUUUCUAUUUUUUAGCGCUACUUACUUAUCUGGGAUUCUUCCACGGGUCCAACUGUUUUCCUUGCUCUUGGGCUUCUCUGCAACUUGCCCAAAGGGACCAAUGUAGACAUUAGAGAGACAGCCGUGACCGUGAAUUUAACCGCUUUCAUACUAGGUUGCCCUCGCUUUCUUACGUGAACUUUUUUUUUUUAAUCACUGAAAGGUAUUUAGUUUAUACUGUGUGUUUUAACUGAUUAUGGUAGAGGCCUACCUCUGUUUACAUGCAUAGCUUCGAGUUAGGCUAAAUAUACCCAAAGUGUUCUGCUUAUCAUGUGAGAAGUUAGCAUUGCCAAUCUUUCACUGGAUGAGAAAAUGUGACCCACUUAGCUCAACUCUAGUUGUAGAAAAAUCCCUAAACGCACAUGCCCAACCGUUGAAAGAUCAGCGAUGUCAUCUUCACAAAGCAAGAAGCUUUAACAGCGCAUUGGCACGUUAGCAGAAGCCGUCUGAGCCCCAACACCCAGCCAAGCGAGGUUCUAGGCAGCGACACGAACCAACACAUGUACCUUUGCUGGUUAUUUGACAUUCAUUCAAUUGGUAAAGUGAUCCUGUUGAAAAGCUUCUUACAAAACUGUUGUAAAGUUUUCCUGACAUGGUAGGAAAUGGUUGAAUUUUAGUGAGACAGAAUUUUAAAAUAAUAUACCCCUACAUAAAAUAAUAAUCCCUGAACCUCACUGGGCAUGGUGGCACACACUGUAAUCCCAGCAUUUGGGAGGCAAGAGAAUUAUUGCAAGUUCAAGACCAACCUGGCUACAUAAUGAGACCCUGUCAAAAAAUAAUAAUAACCACACCUUUAAUAAGAUUAUAAACACACACAAUUGCAUCAACUUGACAAACCUUACAAUCACAAAUUGCUUUGUCUUUAUGUAACAUGAUUACAGGAUAAAAAGCAAGGCUUUGGGUUCAUUAUGUAGAUUUUUGUCCACAUGAUCCAUCUAGACAUUUGCAAACAUCAAGGGAAAUACGGAUUGUCACUGCUACAGAUGUUUGUCGUCUCAGAGACGAACCUGUGGGUGUGGGACUGAGAUGAUCACACCGUAGCAUGCGUGGAUCUUUGAAUGGAGCAGCACAGCCACAUGGAGAAGCAAGGAAGGGAGACCCAGUGUGGUCUCCAGACAGUCAUGGCGAUGGGGGUACUGGCUCUCUGGGGCUCCCCUCUCUGUGCUCCUCCCAUCCCUCCUGCCCUCUUCAGAUUCAGUUGCUGAUUACUCUGUUUUUUAGAAGUUUGCACACAAGUUGCUCAACACAACCUUUUGUUUUGUUUUGUUUGUUUUUGCUGGUGGUGGGGUCUGACCCAGGGCCUUGCACAUGGGAGGCAAGCACCCUGCCUACCAUCCCCAGCCCAACACGGCCAUUAUUAAAAAUUAAAUUAAAUGCUAUGCACUUGAAAUUAAAAACUGACCUUGAAGGUCGUAAUGAUAAAUAGUCAAGAAUACUUCCUUUCAGUGCUUCCUAUGCUCUGAGAUACCCACAUCUGUGUGUCUGUAGGUGGAAAUACCACCUAUCUAUUGGACAUUAUAGCUCUUCAGUUAUUUCCUGCUCGGGGUGGGAGUGUUCAUACUUUGGAAAUUACUGCUAUGUUACAAGUUGGAGGUUUUCCUCCUCUAAUUGCUGGCUUGUCAGCUGUCAUCUGGGUGCUGGGUGAAAUGCUCCAAUUUUGAGGUACAUCCCUUCGGGGUACCUUGUUGCCAAUGGGACCUUAUCCACCCCUCCUUCUCUUUCUUCCCUACUCUGCAUCUGUGACCAGCUCCUUAAGUGCUGAGUUCCUGAUGUGGCCAAUUCAGCCUUUCCUUUCCCACUCACCCUUCCCAGCCUUCACCCAGAGAACCGAGAACCAGCAGUGUCCCCACAGCCGCGGGCCACGGUGGCAGUUGGCAAGGCUUGGCCUAAAGUGAGGGAAAAGCAUCAGAACUGGAUCAUGGCUAUUUCAUCCAUGCGGGCAGCUGUUGAUUGUGUCAAAGCAAGCGAGGAAGACAUUGUAAACAUACAGCCCUGUUUUUAGUUUAUAAAAUAGUUGGGUCACAUAUAAUAGAGUUUAUGAGAUCAAAUAUUUGUUACUGACCACUUUGUCUUGUUAUUUUCUGUGUUUGUAAAGUGGCCUCCCCAUGACUUUCCAUGCCUGUUUGCAUAGGGAAGAUGACUGUUAGAAGACAGACAUACCCUCUGGGGAACCUGUCAGAUCGUUUCAUUACGCCUUCAGCUCCCAUCUGCCCUAUGCGAGCGAGAGGAAGUUCAUUCCUGAUUGCUAGCGUGGGGUGGAAUGUGAAUGUCUUUGUAUGUGUGUGUUUUGCUCAGUACUUUGUUGGGAGGUUUGGCAGUGUGUGUACCAGUGUGUCUGUAUGUGUGUGUGUACUGUCAGAUACCCAAGGAGGUAUCUGGCUACAUCUGAACACCUGAUUGAAGGGAGAUAUUCUCUCCCCAGGUCCUCUUUCCCUGUCCUCUGUCGGGUCGCUACAGGCUCAGCAGCGACUCCCUGGGGUCUAUAGUUUGUCUAUAAUUUGGAUAGUGACUCUUAGGAAAUAGAUGUAGAAGCUAGAAGUCAUCUCAUUGUUCCAGCAUGAAAUCUUACCAUCUACCUCAAGCUGUAGUGUUCCAUCCUCAUCAGUGCAACUUGGCCCCUGUCUUCCACCUCUGGGACACGCUGUGCAUACGUGUUUUGUACACAGAGAUCAGCAAAUACUGCCUUGAGGCAGUCGGCUUCCUUGGACCACCGAGCAAAGGGAGACCGAGCUCCCAGCCUUGUUCCUGGCCCUCUUGGGGCCCUUUUAGCGCAUUUUAUAGUAACAGCUCACCUCUGCAUAAACCCCAGAGGCCAGCCCAGUGUCUGUGUUCCCAGACCCAUUCCCCAGGGGAAACCCAACUCAACCCAAAGAACCGCUUCUACUCCAGAACCAGACGUGGUUCCCUGCUCCCCCAGCACUGGGGAAGCCACCCUGAGGAUUGCUGCCUUGAAGACAGUUUCAAUGCUGGGAGCCUCAAGCCAGUGUGAAGCAUCUACAGGCUCUCAAAUUAACAUAGUCCCAGGAAAGUUAGGAUAGCAAAUACUUUCUUUUGCAUGGAUAAAAUGUGCUCGGCUCUCUCUAGAUACUGUGAAGGAGACAGAAGAAACAGAGACAGAAUUCUUGAUGGAAUUUUCUAUGUGUUUUGGGGCCUGGGGAUGAGACGAGUGGCUUUUUGCAAAGUAGAUACCCUUUGUAGUCCAGUUUAGUGGCCUCGGCACUUGUGGGCACAGGACAGGAAGCUGUGAACGUGGCUUCUAUGGUGCGUGACCUGCCUAGGUGCAAGUAUUUGCGGAGUCAGGUUGAAAGUCACGGUCCUGAGCUUCCUUCCCCAUUUCCUCUGGUGAUGCAGUGGGCGCUGUCUCCCCUUUAAUGGCAGAGAACCAAGAGGGAGCGUCCUGUGCUGAGUCCCCAGUAGUCCCCCACUCCUAAUUGAUCCUCACCUCCGCCCUGCUCAAGGCUAAGGACUAAGACGCAGAGGAAAGCACUUAGCUGGACCCACCACAUGGACAGCCUCUUGGACCCACCUGGCCAGAGGAAAGUGCCCAGAGCCCCGACAAUAUGGGCACUGUGUUCUUGGUCCACCAACUCAAGAUCUUCGUGGCUGUGGAGUUCAGUGAUGUGGAGAGGCUGAUAGACAGGAGGGAGGAGGAUGAGAUCAAAGAUUUACAUUUGUUUCAUGGCAGAACUGAGCUCCAUUCCAGUUGCCUCUUUCUGAGCUUUUUGUAACAGCAGUGAUUUAACAGUCAGGAGAUGGAUUCGCAAGUUUUAAAUUUGCAACGUGACCUGGGUGCUGUUCUAAUAGUAAUGUAUGUGGCAAGACUUAGGUCAGGACUUGGAAGAAGGUGAAGGAGAGGGCUGGAGACUGAGGCAGGAGGGAGUAGACAGCUAAUCAGACUUCCUGCAGUGUCUCACCCAUGGCAGUCACUGCAGACACAGGCUCGCCAGUUGGCAUAGACAGAUGGAGACUCCAAAACGUAAUCCCAUCCCCAACACUUAGCAGGGCCACAAUCACGGGCAGUUCAUUCAGUUACCUCCGAUUAUAGAAUCUCCAGGGGAAGGGUGCUGGAUUUGGAGUCAUUGGCUCCACGCUUUCCUGGCUUGCCAACGUUGUUUGGCAAGCCAUCUGAUCUCACAGGCCACGUGAUCUCUCUGCUCUAAAGUGGGAAUAACACCUUCACUAACUACCUCACAGAAUUGUGAGACUGUCAUCAGAUUGUUGGAUGAAAGCACUGUAGAAACUAGAAAGUACUAUGCAAAAUGGGAGAUUCUUGUUAUUAUCAAUGGGUUAAUGUGUUCCGCUGCCUCUUGAGUGUGCUUUACGCUGUCCGCAUCUUUUGGAGUAGGGGGAAUUGUAGCAUGGUGUGGUGGAGGAACUACAAUUAUUUCACAUGUACCCCAGUGUGGGGAGGGGUGGAUGGUGGAUUAGCGUGCCGUGUGUCAGGGGUGUGCAGGAUGAGGUGUUUUCCUACAUUGUGUCAAUGGUACCUUGACCAGAAUCCUUGCAGAAGGCUCAGAACUGCACAGGAGGAAGCAAGCAUAGGCUGAGGUGACAGAAGGUCUGGGUUUGGCCACCUUCCUGUCACCCCUGCAGUGGGGGAGGCCAAGUCCUAAGGUAUCAGUGGGGGCCUGGAAGAGGUGACUGUCCCAGCACUCCAAGAAUUGUCGUGCCUGCAGAGCAGCAGCAUGACAGGUGCUAGUAAGAGAGAAAGGGGAGAGAGUGGCACCUGCUGUGACCAGCUGGCCAUGGCAGCAGUGACCCUCACCAGCAACUCCAGCCCAGCCAGCAUUUUUUCUGCUAAGGAAGGAAGGGAUAGAAAUGUGGCCUCAAGACUUUUCAUCAGCACUUGGAGGCAGGGACCACGUCCCAGCAAUCUUCGUAUCUCUAGUACCAUCCAGUAAGGUGCUUUGUACAUAGUUGGUGCUUAAUAAAUACCGCUUGAACUUCAUUGGCCUCCAAUCCCACACGAAGUUGCUCUAUUGGUCACCAGGUAAUACUUUUGGAAAACGACUCUGGUUAGGAUGCCAGCUGCCCGAGGCUCUGGGCAAGCUUCCAUCUGUUGGUCUGUCCGGGCUUCCCUUCAUCCCUUCCUGCCUCCCAAACAUGCAACCCAUGAUUCUGAAUUGUUCUCACCACCUGUGACACUGGCAGGCAGUGCUCCCAGCAGCUCGUGUUGUCUUUGGUUCUGGAUUUCUCAGAACAGGUGAGUUAGGGCCAGGGUGUCAUCCAGGACAGAGAUGGCCUCACAGGUACAGGCUGGGUCUUAGCUCCACAGAACAAAAAUAAAUUGAAUGAUAUGAGGGGACCAGAGAGGAUAUUUUAAGCAUAUUCUAUUUUGCUCCCAGAAUGAAUGGGAAAGGAAAGGUGGAAAUGCAGAGAGCGUAGCAAGCUCUCUCAUGGCAGGUGUGGCUGUAAAUCCCUGCAGCCUGACUCUGCACUGCUCAAGCUACAGGCCCCAGGGCGGAGUCUUUAGCUGUGGGGGAUGGGCAGCACUGCCCGGCUGGGAAUGAGAUGCUCUGAAAAUAAGUUCUUACAGGGAAUUUUAUUUAGUACCAAAUGUUGCCAGUGACAAUCUUUAGUUAAGAAAGAAAUGAUUCUGACCUAAAAUUCUAAUCUUUGCCACUUUGUUUUUAAGGGGGAAAAAGGUAUCUACAUGGAAAAUAAUAUUUAUAUUUUAUUUAAGUCUUUAUCUUGUUGCAUUUUGUCCAGGAAAAUAAAUAAGCAGCAUUUUUUCUUUGCAUUUAAAAAUGUAAAAUACUUGCAUGCCUCCGAUCUGUAGUAUCUUACCAAUUCAGAUGCCUGUUCUGCCUGACCUCCUGUGUAUUGUUUCUGUGUGGUUGCGAAGAGAACAUAAGAGCACUUUUGUCAACUGUAAAUGGUUUAAACUUCCAUUGGCAACAUCCACUUAGCUAAGCAGUUGUUGAAAAAAAACCUAUGUGAUUUUAUUUUUCAUCUGAAGCUUUUCCAUCAAAGCUGGCCAACUGGUUAGGAAUUAAAGACUGGUUUGCCAGGGCUGGGGAUACAGCUUGGUGGUAAAGCACUUGCUGUUACCCUGGUGCAGUUUCCAGUCCUGAAAAAGAAAAUGAAAAAAGUCCAAUUUGCCUUUUAAAUGUGAAGUUGAACACUUGUGGUAUAACCUGAUAAGAAGGACUCCGGUUGGCCCAAAAAGAUGCAAUUUUUGGCCCUUUGGAAUUAGCCCCAGACCUAAUGCUGAGUCAAUGUGAAUUGUUUUAAUUAACUAAGAUCUUUCUGCUUUCAAAGAUGUAAAAUAAUUUAUUUGUGUCUGGAAUGAGGUUUCUAAAUGAAAAUGUAAAAAACAUUGGGAAUUAAUAAACUCAGCUUCAAAAGUGAACAUAAA